AUGGGUGAUAGUAAAGAUAACUGUGAAGAAGGGGAGACUACUCUAACAGAACAAGAUGUCUACAUCAUUGCCAGUGUCUGUGGUGUUAUUAUUGUUACUUUGUUAAUUAUUCUUGUUAUAUUUAUAUGUCGCAGACGACGUAACCAAGCAAAAUACGAAGAAAACAAAACAGCCACUGAGCUUAGAGCUCAGCCAGUUAAUGGAGUUUCAUCUCCGAAUAAAAAACCACAGGUCUAUGAAAACCAAGGUAUGAGUUAUCUGCCAGGAGUAGACUUGGAUGAUCCAGUACCUCCGUCCUCUACGAAUGUUUAUAGUCUUUCCUAUCCAGACUCUAAUUCUAAUAACACUAAUCAUAAUUUCUCUACUAGUUAUGGUCCCCUGGAUUUAAAACUUAACCAUGGAAACGGUCACCUUGCCAACGGUCAUGUGACAGGAAAUGGAAGUAUCCCCCACGGAGGACAUGAUACCUCCUAUGAUUCCCAAAUUGAUAAAAGAGUUUUUGAAAAUGAAAUGAAUCGACGAAAUGAGUAUUCUACAAGAGUAGACUAUAAUAACAGGCAAGGUGGAGACCUGCACUUCCAUGGAAUGCCCAACACAAAACCAAAAGAUCAGUAUUUAGAUUUGGAAGAGAAAAAAGAUGGCAGCCUCCCGAGUAAUCCUGAAAGUGGCUAUUCCACGCCAGAUCCCGCCAAACCAAAAAAGCUUCAAUUCUUCAAGUUAAAGCAUCGAGAACCAAACGCUUUACUCUACUCGGAUUAUUCGAGGUAUGCUCACGAUCCUCCUGGUCAUACUUGUGGGUUACCAUGCUGUAAUGAGAACCUCCGACUAGAGCUUCAGGGGCAGUCACAAAGACGUAUCCCUGGUUGCAUUCCUGCGCCUGUGAAAUAUUCAGCGCCAAACUUUACUCUGAGAACUAAACGAAACCUUAUAAAAGGUCGACCAACGUUUGCCAACAAAUUCUUAUCGUUGCAGCCAGGAAAUUUCCAAAGUUCCAAACAGCGUCCAGUUCUGCCAGAUUUCUAUGACGAUAGUCUAGUCGGCAGUUGCUAUUUGUCACACGUGAAGAACAAACCUAAAGUGAAUGAAUGGGAUCAUUUUUAUCCGAAGGAGAUUGCAUUACCGGAACUUCUGGAAGACGGUGAUCAGAUGGUGCUGGUGAAUCAUGAUGGAGCUGAUACUAGCGAUGAUUUGGAUGAAAAUGAAAUCGGUGUCGUAGAAAUUCAUAAUGAUAUUCGUGGUUAUCCACGGCCUCUUCAAGUUCCAGUGUUAUCAAAAUGUCCACAGCCAAAAGCUCCAGAACCAACACAAGCGAUAUUGGAAAGUCCGACUGAUGAGGAUUACGCGUCCGGUAGUGCCUCUGAUAAAUACACAGACUAUGAGCUUUCCGAUAGUGACUAUAACACAUCCUCUGACCACUAUUACGAUGUCAUCCAUCCCUUGCCCUUACCUAAACCCCUUCAGUGCCAAAAACCUAAAUCUUGCUUAAAGAAAACACAUCGACGAAAACUUUCAAUACCUGAAAAAUUCUCCACUCUGCCAAAACAUUUUCUUAGUGGUAAAACCAAAAACUUUCAAUCCAACUCUGUAGCUCCCUAUCUGCCACCAGUCCAAAAUCUCUUCCAUACUCCGGUCUCACAUUCCAAUUCUCAGGCGGAGGUUUGGACAGUCCCAGUUCCCUACGAUGAUCCGGAACAAAUAUAUGAGGACAUUGUGCUCGAACCGGAAGUCCCACUUUCAGAGGUCCAGCCAAUCGUAAACAAAGCUACUGAACGAGUUAAUCGUCAACUUAAUAACAGUGUUGUGAAUUCGCCUUUGAAGAAACGUUCGUCAAGCAUUGACACUCAUAAAAUUCCAUGGGCCGCAACUGUACGAGGUGAUAGAAGUUCUAGGAAAAGAGUCUCAUUUGCUCUGGACGCUGAUGUGCGCCGUAAUGUUAGUCGAACUGUUUCCAUGACAAACAAUAUGUAUAGUACUCAAGAUAGGCAUAAUACUGUCAACCCUUUUAAUUCCCUAAUGUCCAUCAAAAACAAUCCAAAUACAUCAGAUAAUGACUCCAACGAAGUGUGCACCUAUCCUAAUCAUUUGAAUCAAAAUGGAUCCAAUCCGAAUCCAUGUGAUAUCCCGAUAUCAGCAUUAACUUUAAAUCAGUCCGAAAGUGUUCCAAACUCCAACAUAUGCCAACUCGACAUCGAAAAUGAAUCAGGUUUCAAAACUAACAUCCACAAAUUCGAAUCCGAGGGAUUGCAAAGAGACAAUCAACGAUAUUUGGACCAAGGCCUUAGUUCAUUGAUAAAAAAUCCAGUUACCUUGAUUCUGUGA
This is a messenger RNA of Lottia gigantea (owl limpet), 2319 nucleotides long. RefSeq lists its product as hypothetical. The record is from RefSeq and is a predicted model, not a curated record. The coding region runs from base 1 to 2319 and encodes 772 amino acids. Lineage: Eukaryota; Metazoa; Mollusca; Gastropoda; Lottiidae. The transcript has 8 exons.